GAACUGUCGGACCUUCUUACCAACGAUCAGUGACGGCAUCUGCACUUGAGAAAAGGGGGGCCCUCCAAAUAAUCCCUCAAGAUCAGUCAGGGGAAGUGAUUGACCUGUGUGAUUAUGACUCUUCUCAACCAUCAGUUGAUACGUCAGGAGCCACUCAUCCCAUCACCUCUGACAGCAGCAGUGGGAUAUGCUGUCAAAUAGAAAAGGAUACCAGCAAAAUUGAGUGCUCUAUGAUUCCUGCAAGUUGGACAUCUUCUCUGGCAUUGGAACCCUGUAAAUUGGCCGAUCCUCUGCUGAGACACAUGUUUGGAAUAACAGCCGAUGUGAAAAUUAAACUGCAGAGGAUUGAUAAAGACUCGUUUGCAAAACUUCUACUGAGUGAGUCCAUGAAGUCGCUGGAGGAUAAUCAAGAACUAGCAAGCGGGUUGCAAGAGAAAGAUUUUUCUUUACAGGACCUUCGCAGUCUACAAGACGGUAACAGCUGGAAUGGUAAAGUACUGAAAACUGAACCAGAGGAUUGUGACAGUCCAACUCCUCUCCCUGAGUUUUACCAAUCAGGCAGCACUCUGGACAAAGGAACAUCUUGUCAUAUUAAAAGUGAGCCAGAUUGUGGCUACGUGGAGCCCAUAGAUGAAGAUUUCCUCAGCACAGACGAAAGCGACAUCCCUAAUUCGCGGGACAUCGCUGGCCAGCCGCAGACUCCGACUUGUGUGGAUACGAACACAAACAUGGGGAGAAUGGGAAGGAAAAGGAAGCGCACAAUGUGUCCUUGUUGCGUCCCAACACAGUUGGAGAAGCCCGAGAAGUGGGAAUGGAAGACGGAGCAGGCGAGUAGAAGAGGGGGAAAAACAAAAUUUGCCAAAAAGGUUGUAAAAACAUCUGGAAAGAUCAACUGUCAAAAAGUUGAAUGUAAGACUGCUGAGGUGCCACGGAGUGAGAGUGAGAUCACUGUCUCUGAAGCAGUCAAACUACACGAACAGAUCAAAAGACUCAAAGAGCUUCUGCACGAGAAAGAGGCCGCUUUAGAACAGAUGACAAACAGCGUGGGCGAAGGUCAAACAAUUUAAACUCUAGUAAAUGUUUUGAAUUAUUAGUAUAUAAUAUGUUACUUCCAUUUAUGUUUGUUGGAGUUAGUCAGAUAUCUAUCAUGUUGACGUCAGUACUGUGUCCUGCACACAGGGCUGUAUUUUGGCAUGAAUACAUGUGAACGGAUUAGUUUAUUUAUAGUUCUAGUCACAUAUAUAAAGUUCAUCUACAAUUGUAUUGCCGGGAAGCUGACUAAGACAUUUAUCGAAGAUGGACAGGGAGAAGAGCAGCCUCCAGACAAAUAUUUACGUCACAAUUCUAGAGAAACACUCUACUGCUCCAUCAGCCGGGAACAAUAAAAUGUGUCUACUACUCUGUCUUAGCACCUCAUUUUGUAAAGGGGAUUACUCAGAAAUCUCUCCAUGAUCUCGUCAUGAUGGAAGAUAUCAGUUACAGUGAUCAUAACAACGUUUUAUUGAGCUAUUCUGCCUAAUUUCUAACAUUAUGGGUGAACUGUAAAAGCACAUCUAAUGUGAGGAACAGAUAAAUGAAGAAGAAAAGGCUUCAGAAAACAGUCAGUAUGGAGUUUAUAGUAGGUAACUAAAAAGCUAUUUACAUACUAUUUUUUAAUUCUGAAAUUGAAUAUCUUUUUAAUAUACUGAUGCAUUAUUUAUAUUUCAUAAGGGAACUAAAAAUAAAUGCAAAUAAAUGACCUUGUUGAAAUGA
Eleginops maclovinus (Patagonian blennie) is the source of this 1752-nucleotide messenger RNA. RefSeq lists its product as uncharacterized. The transcript has 2 exons. Bases 231 to 1067 code for a protein of 278 amino acids. Lineage: Eukaryota; Metazoa; Chordata; Actinopteri; Perciformes; Eleginopidae. The record is from RefSeq and is a predicted model, not a curated record.